UUCAGAGCUUCAAAAUAGAGCUUCCCCUCCCUGCCUCUCUCUCUUCAAUGGCGCACUCAAACUUCCGCUUCUUCUCCCUCAUACUUUUCACUGUCUCUCUUCUUCAUCUAUCAACCACGUCCCGAGUCCAGACUCUGUUUAUCUUUGGCGAUGAUUUCUAUGACGUCGGAAACAAACAGUUCCUCGCCGGAAACUUAAUUCCGGCGAAUGCUCAUCCCUACGGCGUCGCAAUUCGCAGCGCCACCGGGCGGUGGUCCGAUGGGCUUGUCGUGCCGAACUAUCUGGCUGAGUUCAUGGGCAUUCCUCGGAUAUCUUCGAUUCUCGAUUCCAAGUCCGAUUUCUCUCAUGGAGCGAGCUUCUCCAUCGCCGGAGCUACUGUCCUCGGAUCUCCACCGGAGACGAUGAAAUUGGAAGAGCAAGUGAUGAAAUUUCAUGAAAACAAGAAGAAAUGGAGUGAUAAAGAACUAUCUCAAGCUAUCUACUUGUUCUACAUUGGCGGUGAGGACUAUCUUGACUUCGCCAAGAACAACCUUAGUCCCUCUAAUGAUCAGAAGCAUGCUUUUGUGGAUCAAGUGAUCUCUGCUAUAGACUCAUCCAUAAAGGGCGUAUAUGAAUCCGGAGGAAGGAAAUUCGCCUUCCAGAACCUGGCGCCAUUGGGUUGCUUACCGAACACGAAACAAGAGCUCGGAGAAGGGAGAGAUAAGUGCCUGCAUUUGCCAUCGGAAAUGGCAGCUUUGCACAACAAGAAGCUCCUUCAGCUGUUGAACAAACAAGCACUCGAGCUCAAGGGUUUCCAGUUCUCCUUCUACGAUUUCUUCACCUCCCUCCAUAACCGAGUUGUCCUCCCCAACACUUACGCAUUUACAACAGGAAACGCAGCUUGUUGCGGCACCGGACCUUACAACGGGAGCGGCUGCAUGGCCAAGAGCCUAUGUGCCAAGCCACAAGCCCACAUAUUCUUCGACGGCAAGCACUUGACGCAGGAAGCCAACUCCCAAAUCGACCAUCUCAUGUGGGGAGCCACCCCCGAAGUUGUCGGACCGCACAACCUCCGGGAGCUUAUGUCACUUCCUUCGGACAUUCCGGUCGUUUUCUGUACGGAUAUGGACAACAGAUCUGAUGCCAUAACCCAUGAUAUCUAUGGCAUGGGUACCAUGGAAUUUGGAGGCGAGAACCAUGUUGAAGGGGCCGACUCUUUUAUCAUGUGAUGAUGAUAAACGAGUGUUAGAAUGUUGAAACCAAUAAAUGAUGUUUGAUGUUAUGUAUGAAGAAUAAAUAAAAAGGCUCAUCUUUUGGGAUGUGCAUUUGGUUUGAAGUGAA
Messenger RNA from Tarenaya hassleriana, 1320 nucleotides. RefSeq names its product inactive GDSL esterase/lipase-like protein 25. Gene Ontology annotation, biological process: endoplasmic reticulum organization. The record is from RefSeq and is a predicted model, not a curated record. Bases 48 to 1208 code for a protein of 386 amino acids. Gene Ontology annotation, molecular function: hydrolase activity, acting on ester bonds. The transcript has 5 exons. NCBI's taxonomy places the organism in Eukaryota, Viridiplantae, Streptophyta, Magnoliopsida, Brassicales, Cleomaceae.